GCAGGUGUUACAAAAAAAACAAACAGAGGGGGCUGCAGGUGUUGCGCUCUGACGAAGAGCAAAUAGGGCGGAAUCGAAUCAGUAUAUAACGUAAAUUUGGCUGAUAAGUUCGGAGAGCAAUCUAAACUAUGCCACUGGACUACAAUGUUGUUAAUAAUUUGCCGGUCAACAAAGGAGGAACUUCUUGCGGAUAAAUAUUUUGGACUUGUGGCUGAUGUUAAGGAAGAUGGAUCCUAUAUCAUACGCGGAACCUUUAUGCUUGAGGAUAACUGGCUUAGGUUGAAACUAUACCUUCCUCACUACCCGGCUCUCAAUGGCUUCGAGCUGUAUGUUUUGGAAAAAUUCGAGUACAAACUAUAUACAGCCGAAAAUAUGACAGUUCAGGACGACUGGCAGCUGGAGGAUUUUAUCGACAAACUCCCACAGCUCCUGCCGCCAAAGAAACGUAUAGAGAUCCCAAAAGAAAUGCCACCACAAGGAAAUAUAUACGCUGACAUCCUUGCACUGCACAAGCCCAACGAGUACCGUCUGCAGAUAAAUGAUACAUGCACUAGGAUCCGUUUCUGCGAGUUUGUAGAUUUUGAGAAACAUUACCUUGAGUUGGGUCUUCCCUCUUUGGAGCUACUGGACCACAGCGUUCCAGACUGCAUUCCACUAGGAGAAAUGCUCGAGAAAAGCGCACAUUCCCUAGAGGAAGCAUUGGUGUUGUUUAUGAAAGUGCUGGACGAUUUGCGGCCCUUCUAUGAAAAUUUUAUGAACAUCGAUGAAUUGUGCCAUGUCCUGCAACCAUCGCCAGCUACCACGAAACACAAUUCCCGGGUUUUUCCUAUAAAAGAUCGGGUUUACCUUAAAGUUACCAGUUUGGACCCCUUCGCCUGCUUCGGGUCCAUGGAGAUAAAGAUUAUUGGGCCCACAGACGAAGUGAGUCGCUUGCGGCAUGUCCUCAGCGAUGGACUAGGGAACUGGGAUUCGGAAUUAGAUAUGUACAAGAACCUGCUGCGUAUUUUUGACUUGCUCUUCUUUCCCAUGCCGGACUGGGUCGAUGACCAAGACCAAAAGAAGGACGAAGAGGACGACGAGGAGCUGCGCUGCAAUAUAUGCUUUUCCUACCGUUUGGAGAAGGGCGAGGUGCCCCUCGUAUCCUGUGAUAAUGCGAAAUGCGUUCUGAAGUGUCAUGCAGCCUGCCUGAAGGAGUGGUUUCAAACUCAACUGGAGGGCAAGACCUUUCUGGAGGUAUCCUUCGGUCUUUGUCCCUUUUGCAAGGCGAAACUAUCCACUUCUUUUGCUGCCCUCUUGGAUGAAUAAAUCGAACAGAACAUAUUUGUGAAUAAAAAAAUCUAUAUAAACA
Messenger RNA from Drosophila ananassae, 1348 nucleotides. It is a transcript of the gene Fancl, whose product is annotated as E3 ubiquitin-protein ligase FANCL. The coding region runs from base 145 to 1305 and encodes 386 amino acids. NCBI's taxonomy places the organism in Eukaryota, Metazoa, Arthropoda, Insecta, Diptera, Drosophilidae. Gene Ontology annotation, biological process: protein monoubiquitination; interstrand cross-link repair. The transcript is spliced from 4 exons. The record is from RefSeq and is a predicted model, not a curated record. Gene Ontology annotation, cellular component: nucleus; Fanconi anaemia nuclear complex. Gene Ontology annotation, molecular function: ubiquitin protein ligase activity.